UUGGAAAGUGGGAGAGUUCAGAAAUCAAGAUGGCAGCUACUCACCACAACUCACCAUUCUGUCCGGAGGAAAACCAGCAGAAUGAGCUGCCUGAUUAACACCAGAUGUUCCUCUGAGGAGGAGGGGGAGGAGCCUGUUUGGAUUGUGGGCGGAGCCAGGUCUCCACUCGGCUCUGUGGUUUGAUUCCAGCAGGUAGUCUGGGYUCCACACAGGUCCGGUUCGGGAGCAUUGAGUGAGUCUGGAGACAUGCUGAGCAGAAGGAGCUCCUCCGCCGGGUCGACGAGCUCCGCGGCCGGGGCAGCAGCGGACCGCGGCGGGGUUGGGGACCGGCUGCAGGCGGCCCUGGCCGGCCUGCAGGAGCUACAUCUGCUCAGGGACCGGCAGGGCGACCUGGUGAGCUGGGCUCUGGGGCUGGACCGGGAGGAGCCGGCGUCCUCGGUGCCGUCGGACCCGGGGGUGGUGGUGAUGGGGGCCGAGGAGCAGCGGCUGGAGGCGACCCUGACCUCCCUGAAGCAACAGCUGUCCCGUCUUCAGAAACAAGACAUGGGUCUGAAGACUCACCUGCAGCAGCUGGACCAGCAGAUCCACGAGCUGAAGCUGGACGUGAAGAAGGCCUCCACGGAGCAGCUGGAGAGCGACAGCAGGCCCAGUUCAGGUUUCUACGAGCUCAGCGACGGCGGGUCCUGCUCCCGGUCCAACUCCUGCACCUCUGUCUACAGCGAGUGUCUCUCGUCCUCUCAGACCAGCCUCGUCCCCGUGAGUCCCUCCAGCUGUCACGUCGGCCCCCCGCCGCAGGUCGACGCGUGCCACCGCCGCUCCGCAGACGAGAGCCAGCCGACCCUGCCGCGGGCCACCGGCCUUCACUUGGGCAGCAGCAGGAUUCGAGCCAAGGCUGCCGGGGUCGAACACACGCGACCCCGACCCGUAUCGACAGGUGAUCUCGACAAAAUGUUGACUCAAGGAUUGGGCUGUUUUAAAUCUGCUGAGGCAAAGAAACCUCGAAGUUUUCUCCUGGAGCCUCCCAGCUGGACUGAGGUGUACCAGUACCCCAGCCCCCUUCAUGCUGUGACUCUCCAGAACCAGAUCCUCCUCCGAGGCGGUGAAGCUGAUAAACCUGGUCUUCUAGAGGGUCUGGGUGCCCCUGAAAACUGUUACGACUCCGUCCAAACGGGGUCCAGAACCCUGAGCUACUUCGACAAGCUCCUGCAGCGCAGCUUGAGCAAAAUCCACAAAGACACGAUGAAACCGGAGGACUGCUGCGACGUGAAGUCCACCAGAAAUGUUCCUGAAGCAUCUCAGAAAUGUGCGUCCAUGCUGCCGCCUUCACGAGCCAAAACUAACAACGCUGUUCCACCAAUCAGUGACCAGAAGAKGCGGAGCUCCAGCCAAGAACCAAUGAACAAAACGAACCAGAAACCAGAUGGUCUCAAUCGGUACUCUGCUGCCGCCAAGGACUACAGGUCCAACCAGGUCGCCUGUUCGUCCCUGAAGAAAAACCAGAAACCCCAAAGAGAGAACGCUACAGUGGCACGGAGCCAUUCCCAUAAAAAGUUGUAUUUAGAGCCACGAGAGCAACAAAACCCGGGAAUUACCCAAAGCUUUGGCUCGCCUGAGUUAGUCCACGCCAUGUUUGUCCCCGCCGGUUCCCAGAGGAGACAAGCGGACCGUAGAACCAAAUCCGUGAAGCUAAGGCCGAGGAGCGGCGGCGCCAAACCUCGAGCGACGAAACACCAACAUGGCCUCAACGCCAAGAGGAGCGGCGCCGAGGCCAASGGGAGGGGGAGAGCCACGAACCGAGCCAACGCCUGUCCAGAACUCGCGUCCAACGGUUCCGGACUCAAGGUCCAACCCAAAAGUGGUUCUGUGCCUGCUUUUGGAAAGCUCGGUAAAAGUUGUGGACCUCGGUGCCUGGAGUACGAACACCCGGCGGAGCGGAGGAGGAGGCAGGCUGCGGCCAAAUGGCAGUCUGACAUGGACAUAAGCCACACCCCCUACGUCCAGAGGUCCAAAGAGUCCCGCCUCCAGGCCUCGGAGAGCGUCCAGAUGGUCUGCAGCGUCAGUGCCAAGUCCGGACACUGGGUUGGACCACAGCAGCCCUUCCAGUUCCCCGUGUUCUCCGGUACUUUCCUCCACACUCUGAACUCAGGCUAUCCCCCAGCACCGGUCCACGCGUCCGGCCCGUACCCCCCCAGGUGCGAGUCCGAGUACUCGGCCGAGUGCCCCUCGCUCUUUCAUUCCACCAUCGUUGAGAGCAGCGAGGGGGAGACCAGCGACAACACCACCAACCGCUUCGGGGACAGCGAGUCCAGCCGGAGCCUCCGGUCCUGCUCGGACUCCGACAGCAGCCUGGAGGAGGAGGAGGAGGAGCAGCAGGGUCUGGUGUGGGCCGAGGCCUCGCCGGGGCCCCCCCACCAGCCCCCGCCCCGCCCCGGGCCAUCCACCUGCCGCAUCAAAGCCUCCCGGGCCCUGAAGAAGAAGAUCCGGCGGUUCCAGCCGGCCUCUCUGAAGGUCAUGACCCUGGUGUGAAAAGAUACUUUUAAAAACAAAGAUCCUAAUCUGAACCGGACUGCAUUUCUGUGAUUUUUUUAUUUUUAACAAAAAAAAAAAUCUUGUUUUAAGCUUUGAGGAUGACUUUCUGCUACUACGGCACCAAAUUUCAGCUCGAUAUUCGUAGAAGUUUGUUUCAGCUGAUGUUGACAAACUGACCUUAAAUUAAAGUCCAAACAUGAAACCGUGUA
Austrofundulus limnaeus is the source of this 2738-nucleotide messenger RNA. RefSeq names its product dishevelled-binding antagonist of beta-catenin 2 (gene dact2). The transcript has 5 exons. Gene Ontology annotation, cellular component: cytoplasm. Gene Ontology annotation, biological process: negative regulation of nodal signaling pathway. Lineage: Eukaryota; Metazoa; Chordata; Actinopteri; Cyprinodontiformes; Rivulidae. Bases 247 to 2526 code for a protein of 759 amino acids. The record is from RefSeq and is a predicted model, not a curated record.